Aegilops tauschii subsp. strangulata is the source of this 1023-nucleotide messenger RNA. Lineage: Eukaryota; Viridiplantae; Streptophyta; Magnoliopsida; Poales; Poaceae. The record is from RefSeq and is a predicted model, not a curated record.
AUGACGCUGCAGCUGAAUGCGUCCUUUGGCCACCUUGGCGGCGCCCCCAAGGAGGGACACGACGCACAACGCGCCGUCACCGCCCAAUCCAAGCCGGAUUUUGGGCUUUCACCCGGGAGGAGGAACAGGGGUGGAAAGGGGAAGGGCCUCUGCAGCACCUCCAAGGAGGAGACGGCGUUGGGGACGUCGCUGCUGCCAAGCCGGCCACGCCGGCCAACGGUUUCCCGCGGCCCAAAACCAGACCACCGGUCACCCACCCACAUCUUACCGGCGCUCGGAGGGAGGCAGGCAAGAAGCGGCGGGGACGAGGAAGACAGGGGAAAGGAGCCACCCUCAGAUCUGACGAGGAGGGGAGACCUCCGCGCCGCCGCCGCCACCCGCCGACGCCUCACCACCCGCGUGGUCGAGGCCGCCGGCCAGAGCACACCCGCCAACGACGACGGCCGAGACAGCGCCGCCGCCUCGCCAAGAAGGGCCGCCGCCCCAGAUCCGAGGUCCUCCUCGAGGAAAGGAGCGACCGAGGCCUCGCCGCCACCUUCACGGGCGGCCGCACGCGCGGAUCCGGCGGCUAACUCAGGUGGCGGCGAGGGAGGGAGGUGGUUUCAGCCUGCUCAUGCUGCAAUGGGGGGAAACCCGAAGCAGCAGCCAGAACCUCCUCCAGUGGGGACAGGUGCGACUGGCGAGGAAGGCAGGGUGUCGUCCCGCUGCAACCUGCCCCAAGUAUUUGAUCAUUUUGGAGAGCAAGCGGGCAACAUUAUCAAGCCAGAACCAAAUCCCCUCCCCCGACGCCACCCGCGGGGCGUCGAGGAGGGCCUUCGAUCUCCGCCACCAGCAACCCUCCGCAUCCCUCCUCCAGCCUCACCGCCGCCAAAAGGCGCGGCCGGGCGAAGCCCGACCGGCGCCGGCGGCGGCGGGGCUUGGCUUCUCCCUCGCGCGGCGGGUGUGGCGCGGGCCGACCUCCUUGUGUCAGGGCGCGGCGGCGUUCCAGCGUGCUUCUUCCGCACGGGCGUGGCGGCGACGUGA